This is a messenger RNA of Danio aesculapii, 971 nucleotides long. RefSeq lists its product as uncharacterized. Gene Ontology annotation, biological process: estrogen biosynthetic process. Bases 4 to 960 code for a protein of 318 amino acids. The record is from RefSeq and is a predicted model, not a curated record. Lineage: Eukaryota; Metazoa; Chordata; Actinopteri; Cypriniformes; Danionidae. Gene Ontology annotation, cellular component: cytoplasm. Gene Ontology annotation, molecular function: estradiol 17-beta-dehydrogenase [NAD(P)+] activity. The transcript is spliced from 6 exons.
GCUAUGAAUCAGAAGGUUGUACUGAUCACCGGUUGUUCCUCUGGUAUUGGAUUGUCACUUGCUGUUCGUAUUGCGAGUGAUGAGAAGAAGAGGUUUAUGGUGUAUGCCACCAUGAGGAACACGGCUAAAGCAGAAGCUUUGGAAGAAGCAGCAGGUCAAACUUUGGGCCGAACGCUGGAGAUCAAGCAGUUGGAUGUGUGUGAUGAAAACUCCAUUAGAGCCUGUGUGGACAGUCUGCCCAUGGGCAGAAUUGACAUUCUCAUUAGUAAUGCGGGAGUAGGAAUGAUCGGCCCCGUUGAGUGUCAGACCAUUGAAGAGAUGAAAAGUGUCAUGGACACAAACUUCUUUGGGCUUGUGCGACUCUUGAAGGUGGUUCUGCCUGAUAUGAAGAGGAGAAAAAGUGGCCAUAUAGUGGUCAUCAGCAGCAUCAUGGGGAUUCAGGGUAUUUUGUUUAAUGACAUUUACGCUGCUUCCAAGUUUGCUGUUGAAGGGUUCUGUGAAAGUCUGGCGGUUCAAGCUAUGAGAUUCAAUCUCAAUAUCAGCCUCAUUGAACCUGGACCCGUCGUCACAGAGUUUGAGCGUAAGGUGUAUGAGAAAGGAAUGAAGAUAGACCUCUCCAAAGUUGAUAAAGUGACUGCAGAUAUGUUUACCAACACCUAUUUGAAGAAUUACGACCAGAUGUUUAAGAGUUUUGGACAAACACCAGAGGACAUUGCAGAGCAUGCAUUCAAAAUGAUUACCAUGGAGAAUCCACCAUUUCGGCAUAAGACUAAUGAUAUGUACACACCCAUGACCACCCUGAAAUAUGCAGAUCCAAACGGUGACCUUCCCAUUGAAAGCUUCUACAAGAUGAUUUUUCAACAUGACAAGGUGUUUAAAGCAAGUCUCAAUAUUCUCAAGCUCCUACGCUGGAGGAGCCGUAAGAGCAUUACACUGGAUAAAGAAAAGACUGCCUCUUAAAGAAUAUUCUG